Messenger RNA from Rubroshorea leprosula, 1691 nucleotides. Lineage: Eukaryota; Viridiplantae; Streptophyta; Magnoliopsida; Malvales; Dipterocarpaceae. The record is from the annotation of a GenBank genome assembly.
GAUGAAUUGAAAGACUUUCGGAUGAAUUGAAAGACAAGCUUUACUAAACUUUCCAACUUAAUUAUUUUAUCUUAAAACACCUUUGACUUGCGGAUUAAAAUUUUUUUAUGACACAAAUCCUUUCUUCUUCCAUAAUUGGCAAUACCAACAUUGCUGAUAUUGCACUAUCAACCUCGGAAUGACAUUUUUCUGCCUACUUUUUUUACUAAUCUUUCUCUCCAUCAAUGUUGCUAAUUCUCAGUGGAUUAUCAAAAAUCUUCCUGGUUUCAACGGUGAUCUGCCCUUCACCCUUGAAAUUGGGUACAUUGGUGUGGGAGAGCAAGAUGAGGUCCAACUUUUCUACUAUUUCAUAGAGUCGGAGGGUAGUCCCAAAGAUGAUCCUCUUCUGCUUUGGCUCACUGGCGGCCCUGGUUGCUCUGCUUUUUCUGGCCUUGUUUAUGAAGUUGGUCCCUUAAAAUUCAACUAUUUAAAUUCAAGUGGGAACAGACCAACAUUUGAGCUGAACCCUUACUCAUGGACCAAGGUCGCGAACAUGAUAUUUUUGGAUCAACCUGUUGGCACUGGAUUUUCAUAUGCAACAACUUCUGAAGCUUAUAAUGUUACUGAUACGUUGGCCGCUGCACAAAUCUAUGUUUUUCUGAAGAAGUGGUUUAUGGUUCACACCAACUUCCUAACCAACACACUUUAUAUCGCUGGCGAUUCUUAUUCUGGCAUUGUACUUCCAAUUGUGGUCCAAGAGAUAUCAAAUGGGAAUGAAGAUGGACAUUAUCCACCUUUGAACCUAAAGGGAUAUAUACUGGGCAACCCAGUAACAGACUUAUACAAUGAUCUCAAUUCAAGGGUCCCAUUUGCUUACCGAAAAGCUUUAAUACCUCGUCCGCUUUAUGAGUCAAUUAAAACAAGCUGCAAAGGGAAAUACGUGUAUCCAGAUCCCAGAAAUACGAAAUGUGUUCGUGAUAUGAAAGUUUUCGGAGAGUGCACAAAGGACUUAGAUAUUGCACAAAUACUAGAACCAAAUUGUGAGUACGAAGUGCAUCCAAAACCAAAAAUCAGCAGUCUAAUAGGAUUUAUGGAUCCUCACUCUUCAACAUACAAACCUUCCAAACGAUGGUGUCGGUAUGACAACUAUGUGCUCUCAUAUAUUUGGGCAAAUGAUAAAACCGUUCAGAAGGCUCUGCAUAUCCGUGAGGGAACAAUAGAGGAAUGGGUAAGAUGCAACAUAAGCUUAUCUUACACAGAAAAUGUCUUUAACAGUGUCGACUACCAUCGAAACCUUAGCAACAAACCAUACCUAGCCCUAAUUUACAGCGGUGAUCAUGACAUGCUUAUCCCAUAUGUGGGCACAAAUGAAUGGAUCCAAUCGCUGAAUCUGAUUAUUGAAGACGGAUGGAGGCCGUGGUUUGUGAAGGGUCAAGUUGCAGGGUACACAGAGAUUCAUCGACAUGAUUUGUAUUAUCUUACAUUUGCAACUGUAAAGGCAACAGGUCACACAGCUCCAGAGUACAAACCAGAACAAUGUCUGGCGAUGAUAGAUAGGUGGCUUUCUCAUUACCCUCUGUAGUUUCUGAAAAGCAAUUUCAACUCCUUGGUAUAUGAUCUAGUGCUUGACACAAGAUAAAUAAUUUAGAAAUGAGAGAGGUUACCCUACGUUGUGUAACUGGUAUCAAUAUAAAUAAAAUCUUAUGUGUGGA